This is a messenger RNA of Prunus armeniaca (apricot), 510 nucleotides long. NCBI's taxonomy places the organism in Eukaryota, Viridiplantae, Streptophyta, Magnoliopsida, Rosales, Rosaceae. The record is from the annotation of a GenBank genome assembly.
AUGGCCGAAGGUGUCGUUUCAAUAGUGCUCGAAGGGCUCUGCAAUCCUAUCAUUCAGGAAUUGAAAUCCGUGAAAUCCGUGGGUGGUAAGGUUCAUAGUGCACAAACCCAGCUACAAAUCAUGCAAGGCUACUUGAAAGAUGCAGAUGCAAGACAAGGACGCAAUGAAGCAAUACGCAUUUGGGUGGCAAGUGUCAGAGAUGCUGCUUAUGAUCUUGAGGACGUCAUUGAAACGUAUGUCUUAAAAGUGGCUUUCAAGAGGAAACCAAAUGUUUUAACAAGGUUUACUGGCAUCUUCAUAAAAGGAGUUAAUCUUCAUCGGAUUGGCUCAGACAUUGAGAAAAUUACAACCGAAAUUUCACAGCUGAGUUCGAUUAUGCCAAGUUUUAACCUACACCAAGCAAGGGAGAGUGGGGGUAACACUUCUUUUCAGAGGCAACAGGAACGGAGGAUAUCUUAUCCUCAUAUUGUCGACCCUAUGGUUGAAAACCACCUCUUUCCAAUUUUUUAA